CAGAAAACAAGAGCACUUCUUGCUCAGUGGCCACUGAAAAGUAUUAGAUAUUAUGAGGUAUCAGAACCAGGUCACUUUAACAUUGAAGCAGGUCGAGUGGCUCCCAUGGGGGAGGGGCUGUUCAGUUUCAGGACUCGGAGAGGAGAAGAGGACUCCAUGUAUGACCUUGUGGAUAGCUACAUCGUUAACACCCUUGAUAGGGUCAAGGUGAGAGUUCAGUUAUGUCAUCUCUGCUCCGUGUUUUCAUCUCAUGCAUUGCCCAUGCAACUAAAAAUUCUGUUUGUUUUGUUAUUCUUCCAUAACAGCUGUCUUUAAAAAAUAUCAGGUCACAAGAAGGGAAUGGCAGAAUACAAGUUUAGGGCAGUAAUAGGCAAUCCUCAGCUUGUUCAUAGAAUAGAUAUACCUAUUUAUUUUUGUUUAAACUAAUCUAUAUUGAAAUGCGGCUUCAAAAAUAUUUUUAUAGCGGAUAUAAUUUAUAAAAUGGCUCCUUACUCAAUAGAAGGUUUCCAAACCCUGGUUCAGUUCUCCAAACUGAAAGCAUUGGCCUCCCUAAAGGUACCUUUACCAUUAAAGAGGGUUUCACCUGUGUCAGCAGAAAUGUAAUAUACGCGAUUGUUUGCCGUAGAUGCCAAUCUAGUUACAUAGGGGAAACUGGGAGAAGAUUGGCUGAUAGGUUUACUGAACAUCUAAGGGAUGGUUACAUCCAAUGCACCUUUAUGUUCAUUUCAACCAAAAAGAACAUAAAGGUGCAUUGGAUGUAACCAUUACGGCACUGAUUUCAUGCAGUAACACACCAGAUAGGGUUAAAAUGGAAAAUAAAUUUAUUCAGCUGUAUGGCACCAUGUCUCCAUAUGGUAUUAAUCAAAUAAUAUCCUACUGAGGUUUCUCCGUUUCCCUAUAUUUCAUCUAUUUUCUCAUUGUUGUGUGUUGAUGUAUCCCUGGAUAUUCUGGUCCAUUAUUAUUGUGGACUUUAUUUUUCACAGUGUCAAUAUUUAUAUUCUCUUGCUUCCUGUUUUCCCACUUCCGGAGACACGAAUGGAUACUGCUUGAGUUGUCUACUGUGCUCUUUUCUUUGUUAUAUUUUCAUUUCUAUUGUUGGCUGAGGAAGGCUUUAUGCCGAAAUGUCCUUGUUUUUUGUCCUGUUACCUUAUUUCAAGCUUCCACAUACCUCGUUUCACUAUUUCAUUCAUUUACAUAGCUUGAAAGCAGUCCUUUCAUUUAUUUCAGUUCUCCAUCAUUUGAACUUUUCUUUUGUGGCUUGACUCCUGAACAGGGAACUCAGUUACACACACACAAAAACAUUCUAAACUGUUUAUUGUAUGGGGUUAUAUGUGGCUGACUGAGUUGAACUCAAGGUGUUUGUUAUACUGACUCCCCCAAGGCCCCACCCAUUGAAUCUCCCAAGGCCCCACCAAUGGAAUCAUGCAAGGCCCCACCUACUGAAUCUCUCAAGGCCCGACAAAUGGAAUCAUGCAAGGCCCCACCUACUGAAUCUCCCAAGGCCCCACCAAUGGAAUCACGCAAGGCCCCACCUACUGAAUCUCCCAAGGCCCCACCAAUGGAAUCAGGCAAGGCCCCACCUACUGAAUCUCCCAAGGCCCCACCUACUGAAUCUCCCAAGGCCCAACCCACUUAUUGAAGAGUACCCAUGUGAGAGAACAGAGUUAAAGUAUUUUGAGGUUUCUCGGGGUCUGCUUUUUUAAAAAAUCUUUUUAUAGAGGAUUUAUUUAUUUUUUAUACAGCCAACACAGAAAGGAACCCCCGAAGAGAUUGAAGAUUACAUCAGAGAACACGACUGUCUACACUCAUUGACCACCAUCAUUGUAUGUCCACCCAGAGAGCCAGAGAUAAGGAAUAUACUCUCCAGAAACUGGAACAUUGGGUCACCGGCACCUGGUUAGAUUUUUUUUAUAAAUUAGUUCUCUAAACAUUUCUGCCAGCAGCGGUAAAAGUUUUUAAAUAUUUUCCUUUACUCACAUCACCAUCCUCUUUACAAACCUGGUGAAGUCGUGGGUAUCAGACAACACCGGCCGCCCACUUGGAACUCCCUGGUGAAGUCGUGGGUGUCAGACAACACCGGCCGCCCACUUGGAACUCCCUGGUGAAGUCGUGGGUAUCAGACAACACCAGCUGCCCACUUGGAACUCCCUGGUGAAGUCGUGGGUGUCAGACAACACCAGCUGCCCACUUGGAACUCCCUGGUGAAGUCGUGGGUGUCAGACAACACCAGCUUCCCACUUGUAACUCCCUGGUGAAGUCGUGGGUGUCAGACAACACCGGCCGCGCACUUGUAACUCCCUGGUGAAGUCGUGGGUGUCAGACAACACCGGCCGCCCACUUGGAACUCCCUGGUGAAGUCGUGGGUGUCAGACAACACCGGCUUCCCACUUGGAACUCCCUGGUGAAGUCGUGGGUGUCAGACAACACCAGCUUCCCACUUGGAAGUCCAUGGUGAAGUCGUGGGUAUCAGACAACACCGGCUUCCCACUUGUAACUCCCUGGUGAAGUCGUGGGUAUCAGACAACACCAGCUUCCCACUUGUAACUCCCUGGUGAAGUCGUGGGUAUCAGACAACACCGGCUUCCCACUUGUAACUCCCUGGUGAAGUCGUGGGUACCAGAAAACACCAGCUUCCCUCUUGUAAGUCCAUGUCUGGCCGGUUAGGGUAUCAGACAACACCAGCUUCCCUCUUGUAAGUCCAUGUCUGGCCGGUUAGGGUAUCAGACAACACCAGCUUCCCACUUGUAAGUCCAUGUCUGGUAGGUUAGGGUAUCAGACAACACCAGCUUCCCACUUGUAACUCCAUGUCUGGCCGGUUAGUGUAUCAGACAACACCAGCCGCCCACUUGUAAGUCCAUGUCUGGCCGGUUAGGGUAUCAGACAACACCAGCUUCCCACUUGUAACUCCAUGUCUGGCCGGUUAGGGUAUCAGACAACACCAGCUUCCCACUUGUAAGUCCAUGUCUGGCCGGUUAGGGUAUCAGACAACACCAGCUUCCCACUUGUAACUCCAUGUCUGGCCGGUUAGGGUAUCAGACAACACCAGCUUCCCACUUGUAACUCCCAUGUCUGGCCGGUUAGGGUAUCAGACAACACCAGCUUCCCACUUGUAACUUCAUGUCUGGCCGGUUAGGGUAUCAGACAACACCAGCCGCCCACUUGUAACUCCAUGUCUGGCCGGUUAAAAUGCUAAACUAAAAGCUAUGAUGGAAGUUUUGGCCACUCAAUAGGAAAAGCAUUCAAAUAACUUUAGAUGUGUUGAUUGGAUUGUGUUUGACAUUUUCAAAGAAGCACCAUUAUUUAUCACUGUAACAGCAACAGUAUAACUUUGUUUGUGUUGUUUUGAUGUUGGAUGGAAUCAAUUGAGACAAAUGUAUAGAUAUAAUUGAUGAGUUGUUGCAGCCAUGUUGGAAGAGGUCGUAUUAUGAUUCUGUGCUAGAGUAAAGAGUGUAAUAAUUGUGGGGACGGUAGAAAAUAUAUUUAUUUUAUACAGAAGUGAACGGUUACAAUCGCUAUAAAAUAAAAAAAAUUGGUGUAAAUAAUUUUUCCAAAGCUGUUCCUGUAUUUCUAUUGGAAAAAAUGCUUUACACCCACUAAUUACACUCACUAAUUACACCCACUAAUACAUUUUAUAAGCAAUUAGAAUUUCCUAGUUUAUUUAAAAAAAAUUCAUCAAAUUUUUUUGUGCUAUCAUGGGCUCCUGUCUUAUAACCCUACUGUAACCUACACAACAAUAAUGAAAUGGGCUUGGCUAAACUAUAACUUGUUAAGUCUAUUUCAUUUAACACUAUUCCAUAACUUGUUGGCCUAUCUCAUUUAACUCUAUUCCAUAACUUAUUUGUCUAUCUCAGAGGAUUCACAGAUGAGAUCAACAAGGGCAAGAGACAGGUAAGUUUUCUCGUUGUUAUGUCUCUAUUCCAAAACUGAAUAAUAAUUUUAAUUCAUUGAAUUUUUUUGGAGGAUUUUAACUCUAAUACUUGGUUGUUUUUCAUAGUUUUCAUUUUGAAUUAGAUGUAAAUAAAGAAGACAUGCUUGGUAAUUUUAUUUUAAAAUAUUUUGUUGUUUUUUUGUUAGCUUAUUGUGAUCUCAUCUGCAUUAAUUUUAUUCUGCCCUCUCCCAUUUCUUUGGUGGCAUUUUAAAUGCUGAAUUAUUUCAUGUAUUCUUGCUUCAAAACUUAAAUUUGAUUAAAUGAUUCUCAAAUUGUGAUUUUUAUAAUUACUUUUUCAAUACUUCAGAGAUCAGCCCUCAUCACAAGGCACUGUCCAGUCAUCGAGCCUCGUCAUCAAUUUGGAAAGGCCCGGUGAUUCAUCAACUGACCCAAGGAGGAACAGCUCUGAGAGUCGGUCAAAUGCCCCCGAAGAUCCAAGACUCAAUGACCGACGACCUCCUCUUCCCCGUGCUAUCAACAGCGGGGCUACUCGGCGCAGCAAGAGAAGAGAACACAGCCUCCCUAGGAAGGUGGAUGUCACAGAUGGCCAUGGGGUAAGAUCAACAUCACCAGAGAGGCUGCAGUCCAAAUCUUCCAAUGCUCAGCACAGAUCCAGGCAUGACAACAAAAGUCCUCAAGGUAAUCUUAGAGUUGACACCGACCUUGCUCAGAGCAACAACCCACAACAUCAGCACACAGAGUUUUACCAUCUCACGUCACCUAACAUGAAGGUCAGGGUCUCCAAGUCACCCAUUGUAGUGAAAAACCCCAACAAAGUAGGUCGGGCUGAAUAUUUACUGUCGCAGCAGCUCAGUGGUGUCAAGUCCCCAACUACAAACCUGUCGAUUGAUCAUCAGCCAGGUGGGUCAACAACUGCAGGAACUGUCACUCACUCAGAGAGUCCCAGCAUGGCCAGCCGGAAUGGUCAAUCAAACUAUGGGGGGCAUAACUCUCUGGACAGACAUUGGGAAAAAUUGAGGAAGGACCUGAGUGGAAGUGAACACAGUGUCGCCAGCAGUGCUAGUUCCUUUGCCACUCCGAGUGGAUAUAUCAACCUGCAACAAAACUCCGGCAGUAUCCAACAUCACAGGCAAAAGUCAGCACCAGAAGCUAUCCUGGGUGUGUCCAACCAUCAGUAUUCUCGUCACAACUCAAAAGACAGUAUUAAUCAUGAUCAUGGAUUGUCUCCCCCAGUUGUCCGUCACAUAAGGCAAAGAUCGGCUGAUGAGGUCAGUCACACAUCUUUGAGUAGUUCUGACCAAUACUACAACAUCAGCCGCCCCUCUUCUUCAGGAAACAGGGUUCAGUCGGAUCCAAGCCGGCAGGAAUCGGGUGAGGCCAUUUCAGAAGACUCACCUGAGUCAGGUGCCUUAGAUGUCAGCAGAACACUGGCCCAAAGGCAGGUUAGUGGAUAUUCUGGCCUGGAUCAGGUGGACAGUACUGUUGGUGACUGGCUGAUAUCUGCAAGUUGUGAAGAUCUCAGUGACCACAUGAGGACGGUCAUCUAUGACGAUGGUGAAGAUGAACACAUUGGAAAGGCCAAGAGAUUCCAGCAGGGCAGAUUGGCUGAGGAUGAUGGCAACACAACCCUUUCCUCUAAUGCUUCAUCCUCAUCCAGUGAUAAACCCCCACUGCCAUUCACCGGGCUCAAGAAAUUUCACGACAACACAGAUAUUAACGGAUACAGGGAUAGAAGUACAUCCUUCGGAUACAUCAAUGUACCGCACACUACUUCUGGUUCUAAGCCCCUGUCAUCCGCUCCAAGUGCUCAUCUGAUUAGGAAAAUGGUCAAUGCCAGAGCCAAGCAAGAAACAUUGAGAAAGUCUUUGUCUAAUCCGAACUUCCUAAACCUAGGCAGCAAAGAGCAUUUAUUUAACCUGAAGUCCAGCACCAACAAUGGCUCCUCCACAAAACUUGAUGCUCAGAACAAACAAAAGAGCAAAUCCUUCAGCAGCCUCUUUCCUGCCAUUAAAAAAGCUUUCAGUCGUGAGAGUCUCGGACACAGCCGCAGCACCACGCCUGAACGUAGAAGCAGCCGCAGCACCACCCCCGAAAGAAGGUCAAGUUUUAUUUUUAAAAGAAGGAGCAGCGACUCUGAGUCCAAUUUCAAAAGGCAAAACAGUUUUCAUUCCAUUGGUGAGAUGACCAUCAAGGGAAUUCGGAUGACAACCAGAAGCCGGUCAUUCAGGCGCGUGCGGGAAGCCAAAUCUGUUGAGGUUUUGUCCAGAACUAUAAAUGAUGCCGAUGACGUCAGUCGUUUUAGCUCCGCCACAACCAUGUCCACCCCAGCGGGAGCAAACUUCCACAAUGGAUCAGACGAUAACUACAGA
Messenger RNA from Lymnaea stagnalis (great pond snail), 6258 nucleotides. The record is from the annotation of a GenBank genome assembly. Lineage: Eukaryota; Metazoa; Mollusca; Gastropoda; Lymnaeidae.